Messenger RNA from Jaminaea rosea, 3180 nucleotides. RefSeq lists its product as hypothetical. The coding region runs from base 1 to 3180 and encodes 1059 amino acids. The record is from RefSeq and is a predicted model, not a curated record. Lineage: Eukaryota; Fungi; Basidiomycota; Exobasidiomycetes; Microstromatales. Gene Ontology annotation, biological process: proton transmembrane transport. Gene Ontology annotation, molecular function: antiporter activity. The transcript has 2 exons. Gene Ontology annotation, cellular component: membrane.
AUGGAUCGUCAACUCGCCCCAGUCUUCGCUGCUCGGGCAGCGACAUCCGACUCGGUGCUGACGGGCAUCGACCCGACCGAGUUCACCACCGCCAAUCCCAUCCGGCUCUUCAUCAUCCAAGCUAGCAUUAUCAUCAUCUUCUCGCGGGUCCUGGCUGUUGGCUUCAGGCGCCUCAAUCAGCCUACAGUCAUUGCCGAAGUCAUAGGCGGCAUCAUCCUCGGUCCUACGGUCAUGGGACGCAUUCCUGGCUUCUCGGCACAUAUCUUUCCCGUCCCUUCGCUGCCUUACCUCAACCUGGUGGCUACCAUCGGUCUGGUGCUCUUCAUGUUCCUCGUGGGAUUGGAGGUCGACUUGCGCCUGAUGAGGAAGUCCGCCAAGGAGUGUGCGACCGUCAGUCUUGUUGGAAUUGCGGUGCCUCUUGCUCUGGGCGCUGCUCUCUCCAAGGGCAUCUAUGACAAUUUCGUUGAUGAGACCAAGGUCACAUUCGGCCACUUCCUCCUCUUCACGGGCGUCGCCAUGUCAAUCACCGCCUUCCCUAUCCUCGCUCGCAUCCUCACCGAGAUGAAGCUCCUUUCAACUCGCGUCGGCGUAGUCGUCCUCGCCGCCGGAGUGGGCAACGAUGUCGUCGGCUGGAUUCUCCUCGCCCUUACCGUUGCUCUGGUCAACGCUUCAUCGGGCGUCGUAGCAGUCUACGUCCUUCUCUGUGCCGUGGGCUGGACUUUGAUCCUCUUCUUCCUCAUCAAGCCCCUUUUCGUCUGGCUCGCCAAUCGCACGGGAAGCUUCGAGAACGGCCCCAACCAACUGAUGAUCACCGUGACUCUGAUCUUGAUGCUGAUCUCAGCGUGGAUCACAGACAUCAUUGGCGUUCAUCCCAUCUUCGGCGCCUUCCUAGUCGGAAUCAUGGUCCCGCACGAAGGAGGCUUCGCCGUCGCCCUGACAGAGAAGAUCGAGGAUCUGGUCUCCGUCGUCUUCCUGCCUCUCUACUUCACGCUGAGUGGACUCAAGACAAACCUGGGCGAUCUGAAUUCCGGCCUCAUCUGGGGCUACACAAUAGCGACGAUCAUCGUAGCCUUCAUGUCCAAGUUCGGCGGAUGCGCCAUCGCGGCCAAGCUCAUGGGCUUCAACUUGCGCGAAUCUGCGGCCAUUGGCACGCUCAUGUCUUGCAAGGGACUGGUCGAGCUCAUUGUCCUCAACAUUGGCCUGUCGGCAGGCAUCCUCAACACGCAGACCUUCUCCAUGUUUGUUCUCAUGGCCGUCGUCACGACCGUCGCAACUACACCACUCACCCUGUGGAUCUACCCUGAGAAGCAUCGUCGCGCCCUCGAUGAUCAGGACGACAACGACGUGGCCAAGGGCUCCAAGAGCGGCAGCGCAGGUAGCGGUGACAGCAGCGAUCCUGAAGGAGUCCGGGCCUCGUCGCUUGGCACAAAGAGACUCAUGGUCGUUCUCACGAGCUUUGAGCACCUGCCUGGCCUCAUGACCUUUGUCAGACUCAUGCGUCCCAACGUGGCGGCUGCCUUCGAUGACGGUCAUGCGCUCAGCGGCAGUGGCGAUGGACUGAGGCAGCGCAACAACCGCAUGGCACACUCUUCUACCAGCUCAUCUUCAGCAGACGAGAAGGGCAGCGGCGGCGAUGGUGACGACGACGACAAGGAAGACAUCAGCGACGACGCUCCUGCACCUCUCGCACGCGGCUACCCGUCCACCGACACCCGCAGCUCGGCCGUCCGCUCUCCUGUUCACCUCGACGCUCUCCGCCUUGUCGAGCUCACCGACCGCACGUCAGCUGUCAUGCGCGUAGCAGAGAGUGACGACACGAUGCGCCUCGAUCCGAUCUCCAACGUGUUCCGUACCUUUGCCCAGCUGCAGGGGAUUGCUGUGCGCACGGCCAUGCGUGUCGUGUCGACAGAUCAGUUCAGUUCGACAGUUGCGUCGCGGGCGAGGAACGUGGCAUCGGACCUUGUCCUCCUUCCAUGGACCAUGCCCGUUUUGGUGGGUGAGCAGACCUCUCCUCAACACCAAUCAUCGCAGCAGGGUCUCGCCUCCACUCUCGCCAGCCCAUUCGACGGCAUCUUCGGCCGCGGAGGCUCCACGACGCAGACCUUGCACAACCAGUCCUCGGCGCUCACCACCGCCACGUCUCCAACCAAUGCGACUGGUGAUCAGCAGCUCACGAAGGUCAGUAGCCAGCAUACGGCUCUCGCUCGCAAGCUCAUCCAGAGCGCAGAUUGCGACGUCGGUCUCCUUGUGCAACGUGGUGCAGCCCCCAGCUCAGCAGGCAUGAGCGCUGGGCGCCCGCAUGUCCUCCUGACAUUCAUGGGUGGGCCCGACGACCGGGUCGCUUUGGACUUUGUUGGGCGCCUGGCUGCCACCAAUGACGACUUGACGUGCACGGUUCUCAGGCUGCAACGCUGCGGAGAGGCAGAGGAGGGCCAAGAGGGGGAGAAGCUGCCCACUGUCCCGCCUACGGUGCAUCAUGCACACAGCCUGUCCCCCUCUCAAGCCGGCGGAGGCAACACUAUCGGCGGCGUACAGGACACCUACUACUCGCGCUCGCACCUGGGCGACAAUGCCGGGCCGCAUCGAUCUCCUCUCGAGUCGCUCCUCGAAGACGAUAUUGCUCUGCAACGCCUGGAGAGGGACCCUCGUCUUGCUGUAGCGCGCGAUGCAGGCAGGCUGACGGUACAGACCGUGAGCAGUGCGCGCCUGCUCAAGGCCAUGAUUGAGGUGAUUCAGCAGAAGAAGCCCAGCCUGGUCGUUGUAGGACGCGGCAGGAAGAACCCGACGUUGGGGUCGCACAGGGAUGAGCUGAAAACGCUCUUGCACUACGGGUGGGGAGCAAAUGGCAAGAAGGAGGCGACAUCAGGCGAGGGCAACAUCGCUGGUGCAGCAGCAGCAGCGGAGGCAGACACCAUCACCACCACCAGCGCGACAUCGCAACCGGUCCUCUCCCUCGAAACGACAAGCCGCCUCGUCAACGGAGAGACAUGCAAGGUGGUCGGUGAGCCAGCCUUUGCCAUCUUCAAUGUCCUCUCGACUGCCAAGACGAAUAGUGGCAACAAUGCAGCGGAGGCUCUGCACGUUCCCCUUACCCUUGUCGUUGCCUCGGGCAACAAUACUAGCAGCACCGCCGCCGAGGGGAGAAUCUCCUCUGCGAUGAACGCGCAGGAGGAGGCUUGA